This is a messenger RNA of Aspergillus costaricaensis CBS 115574, 854 nucleotides long. RefSeq lists its product as uncharacterized. Lineage: Eukaryota; Fungi; Ascomycota; Eurotiomycetes; Eurotiales; Aspergillaceae. The transcript is spliced from 3 exons. The record is from RefSeq and is a predicted model, not a curated record. The coding region runs from base 314 to 751 and encodes 145 amino acids.
AAGAGCCAUAUGCAUAUCAUGAUCUACAGCUUGCUUACCUCUCGUGUGUUUAAUUUCUUGUAUAGAGAUGCCCGACUAGGAACUCCAAAGCAUUACUGCGACCAGCCUUGCCUUUUGCAUACCACUCAGACCAACAUUCACAACACUGAGCAUUCACUGAUGACAACAUUCUUAUCACGAGGUGCAAUACUUGUUAUAAUUGAGCUGUUACCCCCUUUUAUUCCUAUCUAACACACCAAAAUCAUCAUAUAAUCUCAUCUUCUAAGCUGAUAACCAACACCUUCUACCUCUCACCGCACAACUUCAUCGGACCAUGUAUUGGACCAACGAAGCCAACGCCAAACUCUUGGUUGGUGUAUUGGAGCAGAUGCGUGGGAAGCUCAAGCUUGAUUACGAAAGACUUGCCACCCACAUGGGCAGCGACUGCACCGCAUGCGCGAUCGAACAGCAGAUAACAAAGCUCAAGCGUCAGGCGAACAACUCCAGUCCCACCAAGAGCACUGCCGGCAGCUCGGGUGACAAGUCGACCUCAACUACUACUCCGUUCAGUACCCCCAUGAAGCGACAGCCUGAUAUCGCUUGCAAUUUUCACAAGCGUCCGGCUAAGAAGACCAAGUUGGAUGAUAAGGAUGCACCCGUCUCUCGUUCUAAAUUGGUAACUGUGAAGCGGGAUAUCGAAUCGGAUGUCGUCUUUGUUAAGACAGAGACUAAGUCUAUGGUCAUGGAAAAAAUCAAGGAGGAAAGAUCGUGAUUGAUCCCAGGUCAAUACCUCUCUGGUAGAUAUUGGGCGCUGGGUUAAGGGAGGGAAGAUCAAUGUGAAAUAUGCUUUCUUUGAAGAACAACACAAAUAGCUG